AUGCAUCAAUCCUCAAAUUAUUCUACUUUAUUGCAUCUUUUACUUAUGCUAAUUCAUAAAAUCAUUAAAAUAUCUAAUCAAGUGAAACGUUUAUUAAUAAUAAUUAUGGAGGUAACCACAGAGCAAAGGAACUUCAACAUGGAAGAGCUAAAAAUCGACCAGUGACACAAAUACCAAAUCGUCGACCAAAUUGCUGUUGGGACUUUUGGUGUUGUUUAUAAAGCCAUAAAUCGAGAAAAUAGUGAACUUGUUGCAAUUAAAAAAAUUCGUCAAGACCCGAGAUACCAAAACCGUGAAUUAGAAAUCAUGCGGCUUCUUACCCAUGAUAACAUCAUUACUUUACGAAAUGCUUUCUUAAGCAAGGAAGGGACUGAUAGAGAAUAUUUAAACGUUGUAAUGGACUAUUUUCCGGAAACCAUUCUUAAACCGAUUCAAAACUCAUUGAAAAAAGGAAGAAAAAUCCCUGAAUUAGUAUCAAAGCUGUAUAUGUAUCAGCUGCUCAGAGCACUAGGGCACAUGCACUCCCUAGGGAUUUGUCAUAGAGAUGUAAAACCGUUAAAUAUUUUGCUUGACUCCAAAACUCACAUUGUAAGCUUAUGUGACCUUGGAAGCUCUAAAAGGCUUAUUCGCGGUGAAGCAAAUAUCGCUUAUAUAUGUUCACGAUAUUAUAGAGCUCCUGAGCUUAUUUUCGGGUCAACUAGAUACUCAGAGUCGAUUGACAUAUGGAGCGCUGGGUGUAUAGCUGCUGAACUUUUAAUAGGAAAAAUGCUAUUUGUGGGGAGCACAAGGAUUACCCAGCUGAUAGAGAUUAUUAAAAUUAUGGGAACUCCUUCAAGAGAAGAAAUUUAUGAAAUGAAUCCUAAAUACAGAGAAUAUAUGCUAUAAAACUUAUAAAAAACUGUUUAAUUGUAAAGUAAAUGCUUUAUUUUACAUUUAAAAUAUAAAAUAAUUUAGAUAUCGAAUUAAAUUAUUAUAAUAAAUCAGAAUAAUUCCCAUUUGUAAAAGUGGUCCCACUUUUUAGGAUUCUUGAUGGCGCUUCUAAAAAUGCAAUUGAUUUUGUAUCAAGUUUACUGCAGUAUUCGCCUAGUGCAAGACCUAAAGCAUUAGAGGCAUUGCUACACCCUUGAUUUGAUGAAUUGAGAAACCAAAAUUGUAGGCUGCCGAGUGGGAAUCCCCUGCCUGAUAUUUUUAACUGGACAAAUGAAGAAAGAAAUUCUGUGAGCCCUGAUGUUAUUGAGAGAUUGACUCCAAGCUGGUAUCGUAUUGACCCUAGUAACUAA
Blepharisma stoltei is the source of this 1280-nucleotide messenger RNA. NCBI's taxonomy places the organism in Eukaryota, Ciliophora, Heterotrichea, Heterotrichida, Blepharismidae. The record is from the annotation of a GenBank genome assembly.